AUGCGUUUCGCACUCCUAUCCCUCGCAGCCCUCGCGGGUAUCAGCGCAGCCAAAACCCCAGGCUGCGGCAAAGAUAUACCUGCCAAGUUCCCAACAGCAGGAUCAAGUCAGAACCUCACCCUCCCGGACUCAGAUCGGCAAUACAGACUAUACAUCCCGGCCAACUAUGAUAAGAACAAACCAACAGCGGUAUACUUCUCGUUCCACGGGGCGUCGCGCGAUAUGCUAGAAGAAGAAAACCUAUCCCAGUUCUCAAACCCAGAAUUUAACCCGGAUGGAAUCGCCAUUUAUCCAGACAGCAAGAAUGGGUAUUGGCUCUCCAACCCGUAUGCAGACACGUCGCGUCCCAACGAUCUAGACUUCACCGACGAUUUGCUCACGCACUUGGAAGAAUCCCUCUGCAUCGAUACAAGCAGAGUAUACUCGGCUGGCAAGUCGAAUGGCGGUGGUUUCACAGGCGUCAUUGCCUGUAACGCCACGGUUGGAAGCCGGUUUGCGGCUUUUGCGGCUGUCAGCGGCGCCUGGUAUGAUACAGACGAUAUAGUGGGUGUGGGGCCGUGUGCCCCCGCCAAGCGGGACGCGGGAUAUCCCUUCUUGGAGAUUCAUGGUACGACGGAUACGACGGCGCCUAUCGAUGGUGACAUGAAGAAUGUUCGUGUUCCUAAGCUGCCUGUCAUUGAUAUCCUGCAGGCCUGGGCGGGUCGAAAUGGAUGUGGAGACAAUGCGAAGCCGACGAGCAAUGAGACUGUCUUUGAAGAUCCCCUUGUGAAGCAUGCUUCUUGGGACUGCGAAGAGAAGAAAGGUAUUGUUCAGCAUUAUCGCGAGGCCGAAAAUGGUCAUUGCUGGCCAAGUACUGUUGGCAAUGAUGAUUAUAUCCGAAACUCUGCACAGUGCCCACUGGGCAAGUCGGCAUUCAAUGCGACUGCAUACAUUUUCGACUUCUUCAAGGAGGAUCACUCGGACAAGUCUAGCACACCGGGUACAGGUGGAUCAGGUACUGGCGGUACUAAUGGUACUGAGCCCCAUCAUGAGAACCAAAGCCCAAGACUGUCAUACCCCAUGUCUAUCCAUGCUUUGUAUCUUAUAGCUUCAGCCAUUGUUAUCAAUUCGGUGAAUAUUUAA
Messenger RNA from Penicillium coprophilum, 1122 nucleotides. Its product is annotated as CE1 family esterase. The transcript has a single exon. Lineage: Eukaryota; Fungi; Ascomycota; Eurotiomycetes; Eurotiales; Aspergillaceae. Bases 1 to 1122 code for a protein of 373 amino acids. Gene Ontology annotation, molecular function: feruloyl esterase activity. The record is from RefSeq and is a predicted model, not a curated record.